Messenger RNA from Dentiscutata heterogama, 366 nucleotides. The record is from the annotation of a GenBank genome assembly. Lineage: Eukaryota; Fungi; Glomeromycota; Glomeromycetes; Diversisporales; Gigasporaceae.
AAACUACAAGAAAAAAAACGUAGAAGACAAGAAAAUGAAUUUUGGUCUUUAUGGAUUAAAGAUAUGAUUAUCAAAAAUCAUAGACUUGAUUUUUUUAAAGAAGAAGAAAAUAAAUUUAGGCAAUCUAUCCAAAACACACCAAUUGAAAAUGAAGAUUCUGAUAUCAAUGAUGAUAUCAAUGAAAUUGUUGAAAUUACAGAAGAAAAUUCUAAUUCUGAAACAGAUGAAAAUACAGAAGAAAAUUCUGAAACUUCUAAAUUAGAAAUUGUUAACAAAUCAGAAGUUAAUAAUGAAAAUUUAACUAAUUACAAUAAUUAUAUUAUGAUUAUGAUUAUUUUAAUUUUAUUGAUUAUAAUGAUAAUAUAA